Molecule: messenger RNA, 1041 nt
Organism: Diorhabda sublineata
Lineage: Eukaryota; Metazoa; Arthropoda; Insecta; Coleoptera; Chrysomelidae
Exons: 1
Coding region: 1-1041 (346 amino acids)
Source: RefSeq, a predicted model, not a curated record
AUGGCUGAAGAUCUAUUUAAAACCUUAAUUAAAAAACGAGGUGUUCUUAAAGGAAAAGUUUCUGUUUUUAGCAAUAAAAUUACAAAAUUACAGGAAAGUUUUUUGAACGAAGAAAAUAUUUCGGAACAAACUAUCAUUGAAUUAGAAGAUAGAAUCGGUCAGAUUAGUGAUAUUACUAAUGAGUUUGAUAGUAUUCAGAGUCAAAUUGAAAUGGAAAUUUUAGAUGAUGAAUCCAAGUUUAUGGAACAAUUAGCUCAACGAGAGCAGUUCUUACAAAAUUUUUAUGAUUCAUUUGCGUCAGCAAAACAUUUAUUGAAUCAAUUAAAACCAGCUAAUAAUAGUAACAGUGAUCAUAAUUCCGAUAAGAAUUCUCCUGCAGUAAAAUUGCCAGACAUAAAAUUACCUACAUUUAGUGGGUCUUUAAAUACCUGGCUUGAGUUUCGAGACACGUUUACCGCAUUAAUAAACGACAACCCUGAUAUUGAUGAUAUAAAUAAAUUUCACUAUUUAAGGGAUAGUCUAGAGGGUAGCGCUAGUCAGAUUAUUCAAUCUCUUGAAAUUUCUGCAGGAACGUAUAAGGUUGCAUGGGAUUUGUUAUGCAAACGAUAUGAUAAUAAAAAAGCAUUGAUAUACAAUCAUUUAGAUGCAUUGUUUGGUUUAGAAAAAACAGAAAACAGAAAAGUCUCAUCUUUUAAAUUAAGAAAUCUCUCAGAUACAGUCUCCAAACACUUGAGGGCUCUUAACAGUCUUAAACUUCCCACAGAUCAAUGGGAUAUUCUAAUUUUACAUUUAAUGGCCAGAUGUUUGGACGAUGGAUCUGUUAGUAAAUGGGAGGAAUACAAGUCUAAAAAAGAUUUGCCUUCUUUUGAGGAUAUGUAUGAAUUUUUUAGAAGUAGAUCAGACUUGCUAGAGCGAUUAGAGUUGAACAAACUUGAACAGGGAUCCAAGUCAGGGAAAAUCAGGGGCUUACUUUCUGCCGAUUCAGAAAGUAAUUCACAUGAAAACAAAACAUCUUUUCAAGGUUUCAAGUGUGCCAUAUGA